AGACAGACAGUUAAACAGACAGACAGACAGGCAGUUAAACAGACAGACAGUUCUCUGAAGCGGCUCGUUCAGCAUGGCGGGAAAAGUUCAUAAACAAACAAGAUGGCGUCACAGCGGGACGUUACAGGACAUCACGGAGUUCACCUUCAUGAAGAAGACUGAGUGUGAUUGAUCGACCUUCAGACUUCCUUCGUUGAUCGAUGAUUUGCCGGUUGACCUUUGACCUUCAUCAGCGAUGGUGUACACGGUAGCUGAGACGGCUUCAGUGAGCUGGAGUAAAAAUAACAGACGUCACGCUGAGCGCUAACCCUCAUCAUCAGAGAUCCUCUCGUCCAAUCAGAGUGCUUCACGGCUCGCCGCCUGCCUCCUGAGUUGUGGUCGAGGACUCCUGGUUCCACUGAGACGGACAGACGAGGACGGAGAAGAGGAGGAAGAGGAGGAAGGAGGGCUGAAGGCUGCUCCUCCUCACGGUGACUCAGCAGGUCUGCAGCUUUAUAAAGAGCCGGCGAUGCUCGGUCCGUCACCACGGAGACGAUGGCCUGGCUGCUCCGCAUCACCUGCAUCCUGGUCUGCUGCCUGGAGCUGCUGCAGGGCAAAGCUUCAGAGUACCAGCUGGAGUCAGAGAGCCUGAGUCAAUGUGAGUUGCUAAGGGGCGUGGCUGUUGCCAAGCAGAGCGGUGACGUCCCUCAGUGUACGGAGGACGGCAGGUUCAGGCCCGUGCAGUGCAGUGGGCGGGGUCACGAGUGUUGGUGUGUCGAUGCUGAAGGUCAGGAGGUCGCCGGGACUCGAACCAACAGCUCUGCUCCUCACUGUGCGUCUCCCUGCCGUCUUCAGUCCGUCCUGCGGUGUUCUCUGUCUGGACUCUUUGAGUCGGUCCAGUGUGACUCCAGCAGGGGGCAGUGUUGGUGUGUGGAUCAGGACGGCAUGGAGCUGUACGGAACCAGACAGAGCGGGUCGCCUCUGCGCUGUCCUGGCAGCUGUGAGGUGAGGUCACGGCGCCUCCUCCACGCCUCCGCGUCUCACUCUCCUCCUCAGUGCGCCGAAGACGGGAGCUUCCUUCCUGUUCAGUGUCGCUUCAUCAACAUGACGGACAGAACCGAGGUGGACCUGCUGCACGCCUUCAACAGGUUCCCAGAAUCCUUUGAGACGUUCAGCAGCUUCAGAAAGUUCUUCCCGACAGUUUCCUCCUUCUGUUUCUGUUCAGACAGCCGAGGCCGCGAGCUGGACAACACAGGUGUGGAGCUCCUCCUGUCUCAGGUGUACGACUCGGCGUUCUCCAGUCUUCAGUCCACUCGCUCCGUCUCUCAGACCAACAUCUACAGAGUCUUACAGAGGAGGAUGCUGGGAGUCCGCCUCGCCGUCACCGGACACUUCAGAUGUCCGUCUCCCUGUGAGGAGGAGCGGCGGGCGGCGAUGGAGGCGUCCAGUGUUUUCAUCCCGUCCUGUGAGACCAGAGGGUCCUUCACCUCCAGACAGUGCCAGCAGGGGGGGCAGUGCUGGUGUGUCGAUCCCACAGGGAGGGAGCUUCCUGGGACACGUCAGCACGGAGACUCCCUGGUCUGCGGUUCUGGUCCUGUUGACUGUCUCUCUCAGCGCCGCCUGGCUCUGUCCCGCCUCUUCUCUGGUCCUGUUGAUCCUCCUAACCGGGCCUCCUCCGGCACGUCUCCCUCCUCCAGUCUCUCCCUUGUCCGGCCUCUUAAGGAUCUCCUGCCGGUGGAGGCGGACCCGAUCUCCUUCCUGUCUCACCUGGUUGAAGUCCUCCAUGGUCUCUUCCCCUCGGUGGGCGGGGCUCUGCAGGCCCUGGCCCGCUCCUCCCCUCGUCGCCUCCAGGAGAACCUGUUUGGAGGGAAGUUCCUGAAGAACGCUGCCUCCUUUAACUUCAGCGGGGCGGUGGGACAGCGAGGAGCCCUCGGCCUGGACCGCCUCUCCUCUCAGACCGCCAGCCUCCAGAAGAACCGGGAGCUGGUCCAGUCUGUCAGCAGAGCUCUGGAGGACCCCGCCUUCCUGUCCGCCCUCCAACAAACACUGAGGGGACUGAGCAGCUCACAGUCAGUGGACGAGGCUCUGGCUCCGGACAGCGAGGACGACCCGGCAGCCGUCUUCAUCCCGAGCUGCACGCUCAGCGGCGGUUUCCAGGAGGUUCAGUGCGGCGGUGCAGAGUGCUGGUGCGUGGAUCCUCGGGGUCAGGAGGUCGAGGGGUCGCGUGCGGCCGGCCGGCGGCCUCGAUGUCCGUCCCGCUGCGAGAGAGAGCGAGCCACGGCUCUGAAGGUGAGAGGAAACAUGGCGGCCGGCGCCGAAAUCCACAUCCCAGCAUGCUCUGAGGACGGAGACUUCCUGCCGCUGCAGUGUGUCGGAUCACGCUGCUUCUGCGUGGACGGCGAGGGGAAACGGAUGCUGAGCGGAUCAGCAGGGGGCGCCAUCACCUGUGUGGACAGGUGGACCGCGAAGCGUCCGCCAUCAGCAGGUCGCUGCUCGGAGGCAUUGGCUGAGGUCACGGCGUUCAGACAGGAAGUGAAGCGCAUCGUCACUCUCUCUAACUCCUCCCACCUCCCUCUGGGAUACGGAUUCCUAUUGGCCGAAGGUCUGCGCCUGACCCCGGAGGAGCUCCAGACCAGCCAAUCAGAGGAGGAGCUGCAGAUCUCUGACAGGCUGCUGAGCCGCUCCAACGCUGCUCUGCGAUUGGCUGCCUUCUCCACUGUCCAGAUGUUUCUGCCUCGUCAGCAUCGGUCGUAUCAGCUGUUCACUCCACAGUGUGACGCUGACGGAGGCUGGCUGCACACACAGUGUUACCACAGCACAGGUCAGUGUUGGUGUGUCGAUGAAGACGGACAGUACAUCGCGGACUCACUGACCAGCCGCUCACUGCACCUGCCCAGAUGUCUGUCUCUCUGUCAGAGGUCUCGGGCUCACACUCUGCUCUCUGGUUGGAUGAAAGGAUCUGACAUCAGCACGACAUCAUCACCUGACAACCCCCAGUGUGAGGAGGAUGGUAGUUUCUCUGUGUUGCAGACAGGGGGCGCUGCAGGUCGCUGUGUGAACCGUCUGACCGGAGAGACGAUCCAGGCGGCCACACUGAACCCUGACGGACAGCUGACAUGUCCCAGCUCGUGUGAGCUGCGGGGUUUCCAGUGCCGCCCCGACGGCUCCUUCCUCCCGCUGCAGUGUGAUGUCACUUCCUGUUGGUGUGUCUCAGAGGACGGACAGGAAGUGGGCGGGACCCGGACGCCUCGACAGACAGGACGGACGCCGUCAUGUGACCGUCCUCUUUGCCCCGCCCCCACCGUUUCCCAUGGUGCACUGGUGUGUCACCCAGCAGCCGGCGGGCGUCAGAGCUGUGAUCUCGUCUGUCACCGUGGUUACCAGAACUCACUUCCUGUCAGCAGCUUCCUGUGUGAUCCCGAGAGUCUGCGCUGGGACGGCGCCCAGCCGCUGGGCGGAGCCUGUCAGAUGUCUCGGCCUCUCCAGUCGGUGUCGUCCUCGCAGCUCUGGGCGUCUUCGUCCUCGUCGUGCUCUCAGAUCAGCCGUCUACAGACUCUGCUGUUCAACAUGAUGACCAGCAGGGGGCUCUGCUCUGCACAGCUUCCCGCCUCGGCUCACUCGGUGUCUCUGUGUGACGACUCGUCGGUUCGUCUGCGAUGUGACGACGGCGCAGACUCUCUGAAGUUAACGAUCAGGUGGACCGCCCACCUGUCCGACCUGCCGACCUCUGACCUCCCCGACCUGCACGACGUUGGCGUGUUUCUGAACCGGUCCGGACUCCUGGACGGCGUUCAGGGACUUCUGGGUAACAUCCGGUCUGAGCUCACAUCAGAACCCAAACUGGUUUCCAUGGAGACGGCGGUCUUUGGCUGUUCCCGUGGUUACCGUCUGUCCGGUGACGGGGAAGGCUGCGUCGUUUGUCCACCUGGGAGCUUCUCCUCGGAGGGGGCGUGUCUUCUGUGUCCUGAAGGAACCUAUCAGGAUGAAGAGGGGCGGGACUUCUGCGACAGGUGUCCCAGAGGCUCCUCCCCUGCUGGAGCAUCGUCCGUCAAUCAAUGUGUGACAGAGUGUCAGAGGCGGGGCCUGCGGUGUUCAGAGCGAGGCGACUUCCUGUCAGCGCAGCCCGACCUCCUGUCCGGCAGGUGGAGGUGUGUCGACAGCGAGGGGGUGGAGCUCGACUGGACCGACAGCGACAGGCCACUGACUGAUGAUGAGUGCUCAGUCCUCAGCAGGUUUCAGGCUGUUCCUGGAUCAGAUCUGAUCGUCGGUGCUGAAGACGCUGAAGUCCUGCAGACGAUGACCUCUGACCUCACCACCUGCGUCCACGCCUGUGCAGUGAAGCCGUCCUGUCACCAUGUGGCGCUGUUCAACUCUCAGUGUGAAUUGUACAGCACACACACACUGAACACACACUGCAACACCCCCCAACAGACCAAAGGGUUUCUGGGUAAUCCUCAGGCCGAGCUGUUUGAUUGGCUGAGCUGCUCUCUGAGAGUGAGGGGCGGAGCUUCAGGUCAGCUGGUCAUCAGGAAGAAAGGGGCGGAGUCUCCCUCUGGUCUGAGGAUGAUGAAGGCUCUCUCAGGUGUGUUCAGGACUCAGGUGUUCUCUGGGCGGACCUCUCUGUCCGACGCUCAUCGUUUCUGUCAGGACGGCUGCAGACGUGACGCGUGCUGCGAUGGCUUCAUCCUGAACCAGAACACGCUGAACGGAGGUUCUCUGCUCUGUGGUUGGCUGAGAGCUCCGUCUGUCUUGAUGUGCGGGGACCAGGACUGGGACAUGAUUGGACAGGGAGCGGCCAAUCGAAUCUGCGGGGCGGGGCUAACGUACAAUGAGCAGCAGAAGAACUUCCUGUUCGACUUCGGAGGACAAACGUUCGCCAUCACUGACUCAGCUCUGCCGCCAGACAGCAAGAACAAGAAGGACUAUCAGGCGUCCAUCGUCAGCUUCCAGAGAGUCUACCUGAACACAGACGCUGAGUCAGCAGCCGGUGGAUCUACUUCCUCUUCCUGUCCAGCAGCAGAACCCGCUCCACCUGAGGACGUGUCGGUGCGGCUGAAGUUCAAGCCUCUGUCCGAGGGUGACGUCGUCGUGGAUACUAACAGGAAGCUCCCCUCGCUCUCCUUCUGGCUCAACAAGAACAACUACGACUCCCAGCAGGCCUUGCUGUGGUGUCUGUCACGCUGCGACGCGGAGCCGCUGUGCUCCGUGGCGGACCUCCGAGACGCUGACUCAGCAGGUUUCUUCAGCUGCUCGCUGCUUCCUGACAGCAGAGUGUGCGGCGCCUACGACAAGCCGCUGAGACGAGCAUGCCGGCCCCUGCUGGACACCAGGCCCAACAACACCUACAGCAAGAAGGUGGAUCUGUCUGGACCUGUCAAGAGUUUCUACGAGAGAGUUUCCUUCCAGAAGAUGGUUUCUUAUUCUGUACGCAACCGAGUCAGCGUGGCGGGAAACACACUGCUGUCUGAGGGGUUCAUGGAGUGUGAGCGGCGCUGUGACGAGGAUCCUUGUUGCCGUGGUAUCGGCUUCGUCCGGGACACCGCAUCGACAGGUGGCUCAGGUGUGGUGUGUCUGUCUCUGAUCAGUCUCGGGGUUCAGACCUGCGGUGAGGACACGACCACGUGGAGGACUCAGGACUGCAGACCGUCUGCAGUGAAGACCACACCGGACCCGUUUGGAUGGUACCAGAAACCAGUGAAUCAGUGGACUUCAGCUGCUGCUCUGUGUCCUCCAUUCAACCUGCCACCAACCACAAACAACGUGUCUCUCGAUCAUUGGACGGCGCUCUCUGACUCAUCAUUCCUCGUCGACCCGUCUGUCUCCACGUAUGAUGUCAUCCACGUGAGCCGUGACAUCGCCACUGACCGCGGCGAGACCAGGGAUUGGUGUCUCCAUGCCUGUCAGGAGGCGGAGUCUUGUGUUGCCGUGACGAUCAGUGAGGUGGAGUCCGCCACUCGCUGCGUCCUCUACCCCGACACCACAGCCUGCGGGUUAAGCUCCGCCCCCAGCUCAUCCAGCCACACCUCCUCCUGCAGACUGGUCAUCAGAGAGCCCGCCCCCCAGGUGUACCUGAGGACAGCGCGGUUGCCAUUGGUUACGGCCGUCUCCAUCCCGGGACACGGGACGCUGCACGGCGUCGCCGUGGAAACAGCCCUGGGCUCAGACAGGAAGACGGUCGUUCAGUUCCUGGGAGUCCCGUACGCCCGUCCACCAAUCGGAUCACUCCGCUUUGAAGCUGCUCAACCAGCUGAUUGGACGGGAACCUGGGACGCCACCAAACCCCGUCCCAGCUGUGUUCAGCCUGGUGAUGUCGACUCUUCAGCGUCCAAUGAGGACUGUCUGUACCUGAACGUCUUCACACCUGCUGCUCAGAGGGGGCGUGUCCCAGUCUUGGUUUACUUCUUCAACCCUUCGGCCAAUCAGAACCCGGGACUAUUGGACGGCUCCGCCCUCGCUGCCGUGGGUAAUAUCGUCGUGGUAACGGCCAGCUACAGAACCGCGGCGCUGGGAUUCCUCAGUACCGGCGUCUCGGGUUCGUCUGGUCUCCACGGUAACUACGGCCUGUCGGACCAGGAGGCGGUGCUUCGCUGGGUUCAUGCCCACAUCUCACUGGUGGGCGGAGACAGCGGGAGAGUGACGGUUGGGGCGGAGCGGGGUGGCGCUGACAUCACCAGCCUCCACCUGCUCUCCUCCUCGUCUUCCUCUCGUCUCCUGUUCCAGCGAAUGAUGCUGAUGGGCGGUUCUGUGUUCUCCCCGUCACUGGUUCAGACUCCGCCCACCUCCAGGCGACAGGCCAUCGCUCUCGCCAAAGAGCUCGGCUGCGUGACCUCCGACCUCGACGACGGCAAGCUGGCCGCCUGCCUCAGAGCGGCGCCGGUUGGCGCUCUGAACGCCGCUCAGACGAAGCUGCUCGCCGUCACUGGUCCGUUUCAGUCGUGGUCGCCGCUCCGUCCGUCCGUCUCUCAGCCGUCGCUCCGCAGAGUCGACCUGCUGCUCGGGACAUCAGAACACGACGGGCUGCUGGGCCGGGCUCGCCGGAUCAAGGACUUCGAGGCUCUGCAGGGUCGGGCUGACGGUAAGACGGCGUUCUACGAGGCUCUCAGCCGCUCGCUGGGCGGAGCGACAGGAAGUGACGUGCUGAAGGAGGCGGCGGCCUGGUUCUAUUCUCUGGAUCACAGCCCGUCGGCCGCAGGAUACAACCUGUUCUCCAGAGCGCUCAACAACGCCACCAGGGAUCUGUUCAUCAUCUGUCCCGCCCUGCAGAUGGCCAGCCACUGGGCUAACAGCAAAGCGAACAUCUUCCUGUACCACCAACCGGCCGCCAGCGCUCACGACAGGGCCGAGCCGUCAGUUCCUCUGGACCUUCAGUUUGUCUUCGGGACCCCUUAUCAUCCAAUGAGCUCUCAGCGUUUCACCUCCUCCGAUCGACGCCUCUCUCUGGCCAUGAUGACCUACGUCUCCAGCUUCGCCCGGACCGGGAACCCGAACCCAUCCCGUGUGUGGGCGGAGUCAAUUCUGCCCCGCUGGCAGCAGGUCCUGUCCUCUGAAGCUCCGCCCACCUACCUGGAGCUAAGUCCCGCCCUCCAAAAUCGUCAGGGUCUGAGUCAGAGCGCCUGCUCUUUCUGGAGCCAACUGGGACCAAAACUGACCGGACAGACAGGUGAUUUGGGGGCGGAGCCUGCGUUGACUGCUGAGCUCCCAGUUGCUUCACCGUCCAACCAAUCACAGACGGAGAAAGAUGCCUACAGUUAAACUCAUGACAUCAUCAUCCUUUCUUAAUGACAUCACAGUUUGUUGUCUUAAUGAUCAAUAAAAAGCAUUUA
Molecule: messenger RNA, 7802 nt
Organism: Larimichthys crocea (large yellow croaker)
Lineage: Eukaryota; Metazoa; Chordata; Actinopteri; Sciaenidae
Gene: tg
Product: thyroglobulin
Exons: 49
Coding region: 535-7731 (2398 amino acids)
Biological process (GO): thyroid hormone generation
Source: RefSeq, a predicted model, not a curated record